AUGCACUCCUCUGUGGCAGCAACGGUGCGCGGCACUGCUAGGCAGCAGGCCACAGGUGCCGACCGCACCAAGGACAAGGCAGACCGAGCCACCUACCAGACUGUGCUGGACCCUCGCACCCGCCUGGCGUUGGUGAAGAUGCUGAACAGCGGGUUGUUCUCGGAGCUGAACGGCUGCGUGUCCACGGGCAAGGAGGCCAAUGUGUACCAGGCAGUCACAGCAGGCGGCGAGGACCUAGCAGUCAAGAUCUACAAGACCUCUAUCUUGACCUUCAAGGACCGCGACAGGUAUGUGAGCGGGGACUUCCGCUUCAAGUCGUACUGCAAGAGCAACCCGCGCAAGAUGGUCAAGGUGUGGGCCGAGAAGGAGUUCCGUAACUUGGCGCGCAUGCGUGCGGCCGGCAUCCGCAGCCCGCAGCCCAUCCACCUGCGCAUGCACGUCCUCGUCAUGGAGUUUGUCGGCUCCAAUGGCGUCGCUGCCCCCCGCCUGAAGGACGCGAAGGCUCCGCAGCAGCAGAUGCAGAUCUUCUACACGCAGAUGGUGCUGUUUGUGCGCCAGAUGUACCAGGAGUGCCACCUGGUGCACGCUGACCUGUCCGAGUACAACAUCCUCGUCCACAACGAGGAGCUGUGGAUCAUUGACGUGAGCCAGGCGGUGGACCUGGACCACCCGCGGGCGCUUGACUUUCUGCGUGAGGACGCGCUGCACGUCAACGACUUCUUCCGGCGCGCUGGCGUGGCGACGCUGACCGUGCGCGAGCUCUUCGAUUUUGUUGUCGACCCCCACAUCAACCCCGGGAAUAUUGACGCCGCCGUAGACGCGCUCAUCUGCGUGGCAUCCUCGCGCCCAACUGUGCAGGAUCCCGAGGACGCCAUGGCUGACAAGAUCUUCCAAGGGGCGUACAUCCCGAGGAGGCUGGAGGAGGUGGACGACCACGAGGGGGACUUUGAGCGGCUUGCGGCUGGGGGUGACAAGCGCGCGACGGAGGGUAUUUACUACCAGACGAUUACCGGCAUGCGACCGGACAUGACCGGCGCGGCCGCGGCUCCCGCCGUCGUCGAGGCGGCUGCCCUCCUGCCCGGCAACCGCGCCCGGCCGGGCAGCUCCGCCUCCGACGAAGAGGACUUCGACCUGGAAGCGCGACUGAGCGGCGCUGCCGGUCGCAGCGCAGAAGCCGCCCCAGCAGGAAAGGCUGAGCAGCAGUCAUCUGAGGCGGAUCCAGCAGCAGCAAAGCACAAUGCUAGUGGGGGCUCUGACAGCAGUGGUAGUAGCAGUGAUGAAGAAUCUGACAGUGAUCAGGAUGGAGAGGAUGGCGGGGAAGGGAGGGAGGAGCGGGUGAAGAAGGACCCGGAAGCUGAGAAGGCGGCCAGGAAGCAGCACAAGGCGGAGGUAAAGGAAGCCAACCGUGAGAAGCGCAAGCACAAGCUCAAGAAGCACGUCAAGAAGCGCGCAAUCAACAAGCACAGGCACAAGUAG
Messenger RNA from Coccomyxa subellipsoidea C-169, 1476 nucleotides. Its product is annotated as RIO1-domain-containing protein. Bases 1 to 1476 code for a protein of 491 amino acids. The transcript is spliced from 6 exons. Gene Ontology annotation, molecular function: ATP binding; protein serine/threonine kinase activity. The record is from RefSeq and is a predicted model, not a curated record. Lineage: Eukaryota; Viridiplantae; Chlorophyta; Trebouxiophyceae; Coccomyxaceae.